Zeugodacus cucurbitae (melon fly) is the source of this 2418-nucleotide messenger RNA. RefSeq lists its product as uncharacterized. Lineage: Eukaryota; Metazoa; Arthropoda; Insecta; Diptera; Tephritidae. The transcript is spliced from 5 exons. Bases 1570 to 2418 code for a protein of 282 amino acids. The record is from RefSeq and is a predicted model, not a curated record.
UCAUAGCGAGCGGACGUAUACAACGGUAUAUUCGUUACGAAAUGUGCGCGCAUUUACCGUUUAAAGGUGAGAGAGUUUAAGUGAGUUUGUUUGUCAGAGUGUAAAGUGUUUGUUUGUAUGAAAUAGUUUAUUUUAUAUGCGCGCGUUUCUAGUCAACAUUAACGAAGUGAAGUCCAAUAAACACUUUAUGCGAUGUGAAAACAAAAUUUAAGUUUUCUACCAAAAAAUCGAAAACAUUAAAUGUGAUUAAAUAACACUUUUGUGAGAGUUAAAAAAAUACAAAAAAAACAGGUUGAAAAAAGCUCAAAAAAGCACUACCAGAAGCAAAAAAAAAAGGAUUUUCACGUGCACAACAAAGGUCAAAGUAGCAAUAAGCGCUCAAAAAAUAAGUGGAGCAGAAAGUAAAAGAGCAAAUCAAGUCGUUUAAAUGCAAAGUGUACAACCAGAAAAAAAUAUAUGUAUACAUAUUAAAUAAGUAUCACAAAAGCAACUUUGAAAAUAAGCAGCUAUAAGUUCCUUUCGAACAAAAAAAGAGUAUACGAAAAAAUUAAAGAACUACCCUUUCAGCUUUUUAAAACGAUUUUUAAACAGUAACAAUAUUGCCUGCUUUUAGGCGCACAUUACAAUAAUAAUAAAUACUUAAUAGCUUACGCCCCUCACAAAUAAGCGCUCCAUAAUGCUUUGAGUAUACUUGUAGCGUUUUAAAUUUACGAAAUCGAGAAGUGAACUGUCGUAGCGUAUAAGUGGUGUAAGUGUGACAGUGAAACUUUCAGACAACAUUAAAGUUGGUGAAUCAUUAAAGUGUGCAGCAGAGCUUGACAUUACGAGUUGCCGACAGCACUAGUAAGCAAAAGUGCAUAAGUGUUUAUAAGAACUAAAGUGACCCAAAGUGAUAAAAAAAGGUGAGUAAAAGUGCAAGUGACAAGUGAAAAGUGAAGCGGGUAUCGAAUUAAGAUUUAAGUGCAAAAUGUGAAAAUAAUCAAAUUAAAAAAAAAUAUUUCAAUUUUUAAUCCAAAGUUUACUUAAAGUCAAAGUGUUUAGAGAAAAAAUACAAUUCCUUGUAUGAUUCCAACUUUAACGCAUGAAAACAUGUGUCUCCUUAUGUAAGAACUACUUAUUUGAAUCAACAAAUCCAAAUAAGCUGCAGCGCAUAUCCUUUUACCCCGAGUCACAAAACACACAUGUGCAUCAAUACCAAUAAUAAAAGUAAUCCAAAUAAAAUCGCAACUAGAUUGUAAGUGAAAGAAGACAUUACAUGAUAAAUAACAACUGAUCCAGUGUGUGUUAACUGCUUGUAAACAAGCUUAUAGCUUUACGCGGCAGCAAAAGCGCCAGUAGUAUCAGCAUCAGUUGUGGUAAAGUACAUUCUGGACAAACAAACGAAAAUAGUAUUAAAUGUGUCUCGCUUUAAGGAUGCGCCUUUAUUUUUGGAAAUCUUAGAAGAUUCUCCAUUUUGUGCAAAAAUAAAGAUUUCUUGAGAUCAUAAGCUCCAAUGCUGCGAAAACAAUAUAAACUACAACAACCAUAGCAACAACAACAACAAAUAAUAUACAUGCAAACAAUGUAAUAAUGUCAACGCUUGCAGCAACAGCGCAAAUGUCAGGAGUCACCAAGUCAAAGACACUUGUGGGAAAUGUGGCAAGCAAUACUGCUACAACGACAGCAACGACAACAACAAGUGCAACAGUCAAAGCAACGACAACGAUAAUAACAGCAAGGACAACAACAGUUACUACGAGAAAAUUAAGCAAUCAAGAUAAUCACAAUGAGUAUGUCGCUGCUAACGUUGAUGGGAAGUAUUUAAGGCACGCAAUGCUGGGAAAUUUUAAUCAACAAAACGAGCAAUGCCAUGCCGGGCUGGAGAGCACAAGCAACAGCAACAACAACGACACAAGCAGUUGCUAUGGUUAUGUUGGCAGACAACAGCAACAACAACCACUGUUGAGGUUAAAUAAAGAGAUGAAUGAUGUCAACAACAUGCAGCCAGCAAACACAAGAACAACAGCAGUAAUGUUGAACGAAAUGAAUGAUGUCACCAAGUGCAUGCGCAUUUUAAGUAACAAUAAUUCAUGCUGCCGCGCUGAUAACAACAUUAAACGGAAUUAUGAGGCACGCCAAGCUUUAGAAAGCGUUAAUGAAAGAGCGCCGCGCACCAGCCAUUUGCACGCCGCGACCCAAUACACGCCUGCCGAGGAAGCUUUAUCAGUGGCGGAAAUUUCAACAUGCAUGUCACUGGUGCCCGCGGUGCUUGCAACAACACCCACAGUCGCUUGCCAAAAGCACUUGCCACUACCGACGACAGCAGCACCUCUCGCUGAGCCGCGUUUAAAGCGCGCUUCCGGCUCAAAAAUCACGAACAGUUUUUGUGCGGCAAGUGAGGCGCUGACUGGGACUGUGUGCGCGCAGCGGCAAACGUAG